AAAUAAAGUUUUCGCACUGGUUCCAGUCAAACCGAUGCAAAAAGUGAGUUUUUUCCACCGGUUCUGACCGAACCGGUGCAAAAGCUAUUGCAUAAAAAAAAAAAAACCCGGUCUGCCUCUAAAUGUAUACUCUUUCUUUCUCUUUCUGUCUUUCUUUCUUUCUCUUUCCUUUUCUCUCUCCUUCAAUCUCCUUCUCCACCGGCGGCGGCCACCUCCCCCUCUAAAUAUAUACCCUCGCUUUCUCUUUCUAGAUCAAUCGUAUUUGGAGUGAGUGUUUUCGGAUUUUCGAAUUUUCUGGGUGGGUGUUUUCGGGUGAGUGUUGAGUAUUUCGGGGUGGUUGGAGUGAGUUUCGGUGGUUAAGGUUUAGUUUCAAGCAGACGGCGCCUUCUAAUCCGUGUAUCCCCCAUUGAAGAGGCAGCUUCUGAGAACUUGGAAACUAUGCAAUGUAGAUGCUUUUUCAAGUAUAAGGGCAGGACCUAGUCACUUAUGCCAUGAUCAAUGCAAUUGCAGUUCGGAAAAUUUUGAAGAAAUAUGAUAAGGUUCAUUAUUCUAAGCAAGGUCAAGAAUUCAAAUCACGCGCUCAGAGGAUGCACGUUGAGAUCCUCCAAUCGCCAUGGCUUAGUGAGCUCAUGGCCUUUCACAUUAAUUUAAGGGAUAAAAAGGAAAAGGCAAGAAUUGGAGCUUAUUUGUUUGUGGGCUGCGCUCUUAAAUUUACAGAUGGAAAGCCGUCACUAACUUGUGAGCUCUUUGAUUCUGUGAAGGUGGAUCUUGACUUGACUUGUUCUAUUUGUUUGUAUACAGGAUACAGUGUUUGACCCUGUUGCUCUUACCUGUGGCCAUAUAUUUUGCUAUAUGUGUGCCUGCAAUGCUGCUCUGUGACUAUAGUUGAUGGCCUGCAGGCCACAUCUCCAAAGGAGAAGUGUCCAUUGUGCCGAGAG
This is a messenger RNA of Chenopodium quinoa (quinoa), 938 nucleotides long. Its product is annotated as E3 ubiquitin-protein ligase BAH1-like. The record is from RefSeq and is a predicted model, not a curated record. Lineage: Eukaryota; Viridiplantae; Streptophyta; Magnoliopsida; Caryophyllales; Amaranthaceae. The coding region runs from base 492 to 815 and encodes 107 amino acids. The transcript has 4 exons.